UGCGCAUGCGCCGAAGACCGCCCCGGGACGUUCCGGGCCUGACAGUUGCUAGGGUGACAGAGACACAACAUGGCGGGCGGAUCCUAACGCUUUCCAUGGAGGGACCACCGCGGAGGUCCUAGUGCAGGACACCGCCUCAAGGAAAGCAGGGGACCGCCCUUCCUGCCUCUUUCUUUUCUGUCCAGUGUCCGCAAGAGGUUGUUGCAGGCUUCCGCAUCCAAGAUGAAGAACUACAAAACAAUUGGCAAAAUAGGAGAGGGAACAUUUUCUGAAGUUAUGAAGAUGCAGAACCUGAGAGAUGGAAAGUACUAUGCUUGUAAACAAAUGAAACAGCACUUUGAAAGGCAUUUACCUAGAAAUAGCAUCACUUGGGUCAAAGGUAUUGAGCAAGUGAACAAUCUACGAGAGAUACAAGCACUGAGGCGCCUGCACCCACACCCAAACAUUCUUACGCUGCAUGAAGUGGUUUUUGACAGAAAAUCUGGUUCUCUUGCACUAAUAUGUGAACUUAUGGAUAUGAAUAUCUAUGAGCUAAUACGAGGGAGAAGACAUCCAUUAUCAGAAAAAAAAAUUAUGUACUAUAUGUACCAGUUAUGUAAAUCCCUUGAUCAUAUGCACAGAAAUGGAAUAUUUCACAGAGAUGUAAAACCAGAAAAUAUACUAAUAAAGCAGGAUGUUCUAAAAUUAGGGGACUUUGGGUCCUGCCGGAGUGUGUAUUCCAAGCAGCCAUAUACUGAAUACAUCUCUACGCGCUGGUACAGAGCCCCAGAGUGUCUCCUCACUGAUGGGUUCUACACAUACAAGAUGGACCUGUGGAGCGCUGGCUGUGUGUUCUACGAGAUUGCCAGCCUGCGACCCCUCUUCCCUGGUGCCAAUGAACUGGACCAAAUCUCAAAAAUCCAUGAUGUCAUCGGCACACCUGCUCAGAAGACCCUCAUCAAGUUCAAACAGUCGAGAGCUAUGAGUUUUGAUUUUCCUUUUAAAAAGGGAUCAGGAAUACCUCUACUGACAACCAAUUUGUCCCAGCAAUGCCUCUCCCUCCUGCAUGCAAUGGUGGCCUAUGAUCCCGAUGAGAGAAUCACUGCCCAUCAGGCCCUGCAGCAUCCCUACUUCAAAGAACAGAGGGCAAUCGAGAAGCAGGCUCUGGCCAGCCACAGAAAAGCUUGCUUUCCAGAGCACCCUAUGGCACUGGAACCACUCAGUAACAACUGGCAAAUGUCAAAGGAGGGCAGAAAACAGAAACAGUCCCUAAAGCAAGAGGAGGACCAUCCCAAGAGACAAGAACCGGCCUACAUAAUGGAACUGCCCAAACUAAAGCUUUCAGGAAUGUCCAAACUGUCAUCUUACUCCAGCCCCACACUGCAGUCAGUGUUUGGAUCUGGAAUAAAUGGAAAAGUCCCAGUGUUGAGGCCCUUGAAGUGUGUUGGUGCAAACAAGAAGACAGAUCCGCAGAAGGACAUGAAACCUGCCCUGAAACAGUAUCGCUUGCCCACCAUAGAGAGGAAAGGUGGAGGGUACUGAGCAGCUUGCACCGCCGCAGCUCCGUGGAGGGGAAAGCCAGGUGUGACCAGGGCCAGCCUGGGCGACCCAGGGCUCAGGGAGAGUGCUGCUCUUCGGACUGGCUCAGACUACUUGGGCUGGAGCUGCUCCGAGGUCCGCACGUGUUUGCAGCCCCAAAGCAGCUAUACUUUGUGUUCCAGUCCAAUACAUUUAUAAAACCACUUCACUCCAGGGUUUUCA
Messenger RNA from Otolemur garnettii (small-eared galago), 1740 nucleotides. RefSeq names its product MOK protein kinase (gene MOK). Gene Ontology annotation, molecular function: ATP binding; protein serine/threonine kinase activity. The transcript is spliced from 13 exons. The record is from RefSeq and is a predicted model, not a curated record. The coding region runs from base 223 to 1521 and encodes 432 amino acids. NCBI's taxonomy places the organism in Eukaryota, Metazoa, Chordata, Mammalia, Primates, Galagidae. Gene Ontology annotation, cellular component: nucleus; cytoplasm. Gene Ontology annotation, biological process: protein phosphorylation; intracellular signal transduction.